AUGCCCACACUUCCCUCUAUUCCGCUGCAGCCCAACAGUCCCAUGCAGUGCCUACCUUCGCGGAUUGCCGCAGACGGAAUGAACCAUGGCUUUGCAGUCUCGGUAUGGGCUGGAGGGGUACCUCCUCGAGCUAAGGGCAUCAACAGCGUGGUGGUGACAACCAGGCAACGGGCGUGUACGAACAACACUGAUGAGCUUCCAGCAAAGGAUGUACAUGUUGUGUUUUCUGGGAGCCACGUCUUCAAAGAGUCCCGCAGGUCAUCAGCAGCGCAGCCACUGAAUGAACCAGCUGAUUGCAUCCACUCACGCCAAACUCUGGUGGUGUGCGGCGAUGCUGGCUCGUGCUCCGUGGAAAGUGGUGAUCUCUGGGAGAACCUCUUCUCCACUUUAGUCGAGCUAGAGGACGAGGAGGGAAUACUAAUCUCUUCUGAGGAAGAGGAGUCAUCGGAGGGACAGUCAACGCCGUACCAAUUGCUAACAGACGAUCGCCCGCCCGCUGCUGCUAGGGUUUUUUCACACAGCGUUGCCGCUGGCCUGGUGGACAAAGUCUCAGAUGCAGAUGCGUCUGACCUUCUGAAAGCUCUGGGACCCCGUCGAGCAGCUUAUGCAAGGCGAGUAAGCGCGGCGCUGUCUACCAGAUGCCGGUGGCGGUGUCCGUCUGACCGCCAGAGCUGCGGCAAAUGUCAAGCUCCCUGCAACUGCAUGCUGGCGACAGGCAUCACCUCUCCUUCUUCCGCUUUUUCUCUUGCUUUUUACUCGGAAGCUUUUGGGCUUUUGUUUUUCUGUAGAGACAAACUGGGCCUUGCCUCUUUGCUAGCGGUGGCCCCGAGCAACACCGGCGCAGAUGCCAGGCGCCCCAGCUUUAUCGUAGCGACGUCUGCAGCGAACAUGAGAAGCUAUGACCCUCCGAGCAGCCGUGGAGAGGGAGGCAAAGAGCGGGCCAUUGAGGUUCCAAUAGACGGGGUGUGGCUACUGGAUUUAUGGGGACUAGCGGCCGCACAGGCGUCAAUUGCUGUUGCGUUCAACUAUUCUGAAUUAACGGAAAGUGCCGAACAUUGCGGUGCUUCUCUUGUCAACAUGCCCAGUGUCUACUGCGUCUCCUGGGAGCAGCCGAGCAUCAUCCGGACGACCCACAUGUGGUGCCUAUGUGCCAUUUGCGAGGAAGCCAGAGAACAGUUUUGGAAGCGAAUGAACUGUCAGUGCAGCGUCCAGCUUGACGCGCAUGAGUGCAUUUUACCCCCAGAGAUGGACAAGCUUUGGGGAAAACUACACGGGCGCAAGGAGGAAUUCGCUGUUGCGCCUUCGGGCUUUUAUUUUCGGGGGGAGUUGACUCGACAUUACUGGCUGGAAUGGUACUGCGGGUCGUCGCAUCUAGGCGCCGGACAGGCUGACCGCAUUGCGGAGCUUCCAGGACCUGCUCAGGCUGUUGCACUCCCUAGGGGAAUUGGGUAUUUGGUGUCUCCGAACUUCGACAAGAGCGACGAAUGGCAGAAGCUUCUCCAAGAGGGUUCUCUGUGGAACGAGCUCCUAAUCCGUCCUCUUUUUCGCCGACCGCCCAGACACUGCCAGCCGGAAAAGAGCAUGCAACGCGCAGGCACCGAAGAUUCUGCAGCGCAACAGCAAGCCGCAGAUCUAGGGAAGAAACCGGCUGUUUCUGCACAUAACAGUAGACAGGACAAUGGGGCGAAAAGUGCAUGUCGGGUUUGUCGCCGACAGGCGAAGAGUGGCUGUGCUCAUGGCACAUGCAAACUAUGUUGCACAAAGUUGCAAGCUGCUGCAGUGCAGCGAGCAUCUCCUUCGCUUUCACAUACCCAGGCCUGUGAUACAAUACACGUGGGGGGGCAGGGUAAACUCAGAAUUUCUGACCUGGGCAUUGCCGCGCAUCCAUCGUGCCCGGUACACCGGAAGCCCCGGCUGCUGUACUUGAAGGAAGGUAUAGGCGAAGAUGGUGGAUCAGAUGCUUGUGGCGCAGGGCAUUCGCGCAAAUUCGAUGUUGUGUCUCCAUUUAAGUCCCUUUCUGUUCUUCCUUGUGGAGUGUCUCUGGCCACCAACGAAGCUAGACGACCCUUCAUGGCAAUGGCGCUGGAUGACCUCCACAAAUGGUGCACUUUAGAUGAACGCCGUUGGAGCUGUGUUGACAGAGUGACAGGCAAGUUGCACUUUUUAACACAGCAGGACCAGAUCUUGUAG
Messenger RNA from Eimeria maxima, 2190 nucleotides. RefSeq lists its product as hypothetical. The record is from RefSeq and is a predicted model, not a curated record. The transcript has 4 exons. Lineage: Eukaryota; Apicomplexa; Conoidasida; Eucoccidiorida; Eimeriidae. The coding region runs from base 1 to 2190 and encodes 729 amino acids.